UUAUUCACACAACCGAACUGAACAAAGAAGAAAAGCCUUGAUUUGUUCCAUAGGCAGCCAAAGAAAUGGCGAGUACAAUGAUUUUAGCUCUCUUCCUUCUUUCAGUCCUAACCUUCAACCCUCCUUCAACCACUGCUCAACCUGUCACGGACUUGCAUGGUAAAAUCGUUACAAAUGGUGGCGUAUUCCAUAUAUUGCCGUUAUUUACAACAGCCGGUGGAAUUCGACUAACCAAAACUGGAAACGAAACUGUCCCACUCAGUGUUGUGCAAUCUCCCAGCGAACUCGAUAAAGGGCUUCCAUUGCAAAUUUCAUCCCCAUACUUUUCCUUAUUUAUCCCUAACGGCUCUCCGGUGUCCAUUAGGUUCAUAUUAAACGGUGCCUCCCCUCUUGAGUGGACCGCUGUUGCGGCUCAGCCUGAAGGAACCCUUGUUAAAGUUGGCUACCAAAAUUCAAUCAAAGGUCUGUUCUCUAUUCACAGAGUCCGAGACAAUAUCUUUAAGCUUUUGUUCUGUACACUUGGAAGCAACCUCUGCGGUAAUGUUGCGCUUGUUAGGGAUGAAGCAGGGAACACGCUCUUGGCUGUCAAUCAGAAACAACCUUACAUGUUUGUUCUUGAGGAAGUUCCUUCCCCAUCUGCUGCAACCAAAUGAAGCACUGUGUAUGAAAAAUAGCGCACUUUCUCCUUGUGAGAGACGUGUCUAUGCUUUGCGUGUAAUAAAUAAAUGCCAGACUAAAUAAAACAUCCAGAGCUUGUGUCUCGGGUUUUUUUCACGUGUUCAUA
This is a messenger RNA of Vigna unguiculata (cowpea), 784 nucleotides long. Its product is annotated as chymotrypsin inhibitor 3-like. The record is from RefSeq and is a predicted model, not a curated record. Lineage: Eukaryota; Viridiplantae; Streptophyta; Magnoliopsida; Fabales; Fabaceae. Gene Ontology annotation, molecular function: endopeptidase inhibitor activity.